Messenger RNA from Dictyostelium discoideum AX4, 2688 nucleotides. Its product is annotated as WD40 repeat-containing protein. The transcript is spliced from 3 exons. The record is from RefSeq and is a predicted model, not a curated record. Bases 1 to 2688 code for a protein of 895 amino acids. Lineage: Eukaryota; Evosea; Eumycetozoa; Dictyosteliales; Dictyosteliaceae.
AUGAUAAAUAAAUUCAAUCAAUUAUUAUGCGAAAGAGAAUUGUCAGAAAAUCGAAGUGGUAUCAAUAAAUUAAAAGAUGAAUUUUCAAAAUCAAAUUAUGCCAUUGAAACUCUAGAGAAAACUGAACUUCAUGGACAUAAUGAAUGUGUUAAUUCAAUUAAUUUCAACGAUGAUGGAUCAUUGAUUGUUUCAGGUGGUGAUGAUGAAACUGUUCGUAUUUGGGAUGUUGGUAAAAGGAAAUGUUUAACAACUUUAUAUGGACAUUCAACAAAUGUUUUUGCAACCAAUUUUUUAAAUAAUGAUAAUAGAAAAGUUAUAUCUGGUGGAAAUGAUGCGGAUAUUAGAUAUUAUGAUAUUGAGAAUCAAAAAUGUACAGUUUAUAAACAUCAUAGUAAAAAAGUAUUAAAGUUAUCAGUUUGUCCAACUCAACCACAAGUAUUUUUAUCAUCUUCUAGUGAUGGAUCAGUUAGGCUUUUUGAUGUUAGACUAAAAUAUAAAGAUACGGAAAUUCAACCAAUUCAAACUGCUCCUUCAAAUAAUGAUGGUUAUAGAGCAAUUCUACCUCAAGUAAUUGGUGGUGGUAGAGGUAGAACUAUGGCAUUACCACUUCAACAACAACUACAACAAUCCACUUCAACAACAGAUUCACCUUCUUCAUCAAUAACAACAUCAACAACAACAACAACAACAACUACAAAUAAAACCACUUUAAAUGAAAAUCCAAUAAAAUAUGGUAAUAGUUUAUUAAUUAAUUUUGAUCCAUUACCAUUAAGAAGAAGUUUUAGAUAUUCAAUAUCUAUACCAAAAACAACAAUAUUUUCAGUUGAAUAUCACCCAUUUGAUGGAUAUAGUUUCAUUACAGCAUCAUCGGAUGGAACGGUAAGAUUAUUCGAUCAAAGAAUGAUACCAAAUCAUUCAAGUGAAUCAUUUGUAAAUAUAUAUCGUAAUAUAGAGGUACCUUUCCCAUCGGAGGAUGAAGCCACUGGUUGUGCAUUCAGUAAGAAUGGUAAUGAAAUCGUCGUUACCUAUCUAAAUGAUAAUAUCUAUCUUUAUGAUUUGAAAAAGAAUUAUUCAAAAGAAUAUUCUUUAGAUUAUUUUAAAGAUUAUUCAAAUCAAAAUAAAAAUAAAAAUAAGAAAAAGAAAAGAUCAAAUCAUUCACGUGGUCAUAGUCGUAAUAUUAAUAGUAGUAAUGGUAGUAGUGGUGGUGGUAGAAGUAGUCACCGUAGUGGUAGUAGUAGUAGUAGUAGUGGGGGUGUUGGCGGUAGUAUUAAUGAUAGUGGAUCAAGAAGAGAUAGUAGUUCAAGUAUUGUAAGUCGUACUAGUAAUAGUAGUAGUGGUAGUAUUAAUGAUAGUGGAUCAAAUGAAAGUAAUAAAACCGAUACUGAUAGUAAUAAAAAUGAAAAUCCAAUCAAAAGUACUAAAAUUGGCAAACUAAAUAAAAAGAAGAGAAGAAAUAAGAAAAAAGCAAAAACAGAUAGUGAUAUAAGUUUAAGUAGUUGUAGUAAUAGUAGUAUUGGUAGUAGUAAUAGCAAUAGUAGUAGUAGUAGUAGCAAUAAUAAUAGUAAUAAUAAUAAUAAUAAUAAUAAUAAUAAUAAUAAUAAUAAUAAUAAUAAUAAUAAUAAUAAUAAUACAACUCCUCCAAAUACAACAACCUCACCCAUUAGCAGCUUAAAUGAUGAAACAGAUAAUUCUGAUUCAAAUUUUAAAAUGAAAAAUGAAAAAGAAGAACAGGAAGAUGAUAAAGAGGAGAAAGAAAUUGAAAAAGAUUAUAAGAGUACUAAAGAUGACAAAGAAGAGGAAAAUGGAAUAAAUGAUAGUGAAAAUGAAAAAAUAGAAAAAGAGGAAGAACAAGAAGAACAAGAGGGAGAAGAAGAAGAAGAAGAAGAAGAAGAAGAAGAAGAAGAAGAAGAAGAAGAAGAAGAACUUGAAAAUGAUAAUAAUAGUGAAAAUGAUAAUGUUGCUAAUUAUGAAGAUGAACUUGAUAGUGAUGAACAAGAUCUAUCACUUAUUUUUGAUUAUUAUCAUCAACUUUUAGUUGAGGCAAGAUUAAUUGAACAAAGAGAUGAUGAUGAUGAUGAUGAUGACGGCGAUGAUAAUAGUGACGAUAACGAUAAUGACCAAGAAAAUUUAACCGAAGAUGAUAGUAAUAAUGGUGAAGAAGAAGAAGAAGAUGAUGAUGACGAAAGUGAUGAUAGCUAUUAUGGAAAUGAAAGUGAUGAUGAUGGCGAUGAUAAUGAAGAUAAGGAUGAAGAAGAUCAACAAGAUAGUGAAAAGAAUAAUUCCAAACCAUUUUUACCAAAAACAUUUAAACAAGUUUAUUCUGGUCAUGUUAGUGAACAAACUAUUAAAUCUGUAAAUUUUUAUGGUCCAAAUUCCGAAUAUAUAGUAUCUGGUUCAGAUGAUUCAAAACUAUUUAUUUGGGAUAAAGAGUCUGCAAAAAUCGUUAGAAUUUUAGAAGGCCACGAUUCACAUGUAAAUAGUGUUGUAUGUCAUCCAAAUGAACCAUGUAUAGCAACGAGUGGUAUAGAUCCUUAUAUUUGUUUAUGGGAACCAACGAAAGAAUAUCCAGAUGAAACUGAAAUGCAAAGAAGAAAGAAAACUAUAAAUCACUACGCUACACUUGAUAGAUAUCCAAAAAGAGAUGAUACUUCAAGUUUUCCAGUACCUAGUGGUUGUUCAAAUCAAUAA